Molecule: messenger RNA, 2470 nt
Organism: Gadus chalcogrammus (walleye pollock)
Lineage: Eukaryota; Metazoa; Chordata; Actinopteri; Gadiformes; Gadidae
Exons: 7
Coding region: 86-2470 (794 amino acids)
Source: RefSeq, a predicted model, not a curated record
GACGUGGACGCUCGAUCGACAACAGUCUGAACUCCGGGAAGCAGUUUCUCAAGAGGUUGGCGUGUCGCCAAGCUCCGGAGAAGACAUGGCAUACAGAAAAAAAUCGGGUGCUUGCUGCCGUGUACCCAACUCGGCUGACAUAGAAGUCAAUGAAGCUUGUCAUAACCCUCCUUACCUGGACCUUGGGGGGCGAGGCCAGCAGAGGGGCCAAACCAUCGUGUUUCUGGAGGGAGUCCUGCAGAGGACCAAGCAGCUCGCAGAGGUCCUGGAAUGGCUGACUGCCACACAACAAUCCAUACGGAGCCUGAAGGAACAGGGCGAGGCCACUGGGGAGGAUGUCGCCUCCACGUGUAUCAGCAACACCAAGAACAAUUUAGAGAAAUCCCUGACUGACGUGGACAGCUGCAUUCAGGAUUUGGAUUACAUCUGCGGCCGGCUUUUUAAUGUGGAAGUCACAGGGACAAAGAAAGAUGAAUCUGCUCUGAACAUGAGUGGGGACUGGAUGUGGUGGAGGGAGAAGACGAUGGAUGCUAAAACAGUCAAAUGCAUCCAAUUCCACCAACCCCCGUCUGUGGAAGACGUGUUGAAUGAACCAUGUCUGGCUAUUAAAUCGUCUACCGAGCUCUCCUUCAUGCUGCAAGACAUUGUCAAUUCAAUGGACUUAAACAAACCAAUGAAGACUGCUUUCAGGUUUGCCAAGCUCGGCCUUCACAAUUUGAACCAGGCUCUUCAGGCACGUACCAUAGAAUCCAGGCGUCGGCAGGCCGAGGUGGAGGAGCUGAGGAGGGCCGACUGCCGCUUGGAAAUGGCUCAGCUAAACAUAACAUUUCUAGCCUCAAAGCUCAAGCUAUCUACCAUGGAGGCGGAAUUGUCAUCUUGCAAAGGGCAGAACCUUGCUCUUUUAUCAGAAAUCCAAGAAAUGCAGCAAAAUUGCAUAACCACACAUCAACAGAAGCCUUUGCCUGAGGUCUCUCCACAAGAAAUUUGGAACGUUUCAUCUUCCAAGCAGAACACAGAAACCCUCUCAACCAGGCGUAGGCUACCUCCAUCCCCUCGUAAAUCUCUGAGCCAGACUGCUGAGACGGCCCAACACAUGGCGGUCGUGGAGGAGGAGUUUGUUUAUGAAGAAAGAAAAACUGAGAAAGAGCAAUCCAUCAUAGAUCAGCUGGAGAAGAAGUGCGCAAACCUCCUCAAAGAGUUCGAGAAUUCAGUGUUUAAAAUGAUUGAUAAAUGCAGGAAGGGCGGUGGGAUGGACAACAAGGCCCUCGAUCUGGUUCAGGUCCACAGCGUCCUCCAGUCCAUUAUCAAAAGCUCCUUCCAAGAACUGGUCUAUCAUCUGGAUGACAUGGUGACAGAAAGUAUUGUGACAGAAUACUCAAACAACUCCCAGACAGAAUACUCAAACAACUCUCAGACAGAAUACUCAAACAACUCCGGGAUGUCUCCGGGUUACCUGCUGCAUGAUCUGAGUGAAGGCCUAAAGCAGCACGAGAGGUCUAUGGAAGAGACAAGCCAUACAAUUGAUGGCUUAUCCAGAUCAAAGCAACAAAAUCUUGUCAACAUUAAGGGUCAAUCUGUUCGCCAUGCCCUGGGUUCUGUGAUGGCUCAGCUGAGGAACGUUAACGACAAGGGCAAGAAGCAGAUAUGUAAAAUGCGUGAACAAACACCAGAAAGCGUGAUGGAUGAGCACAGCAAGACGAGUAUCUUCCGGGAUAUAGAUAAGAGUUUGGCCUUGAAAAAGUCCAGUCUCUUUCUGAUGGCUAUUGGAACUGAGCUACCGGUAUCUCCAAAGUUGUCUGACAUCAAGACCAGGGAAGUGGGGGAGGAGAAAGUGAACCACGUGUGCCGCUACAUUAAGGAGAUGGCGGCCAUAGCGGAGGAGCGGGUGAAGGAGGAGAAAGCGCUUCAGGGGAGAAGGAAUGACCAUAUCUGGGUCCUCCUCAUCGACUCACAGAGGACCAACCUGAAGCUCCUCUCACAGGCGGCGAACAUUGGAGGCAUCUCGGGCGAGCUGUACAAGCUGAGCAAAGACCUCAUCAUGGAUGCUUUUUGUAGUAUUGAGCAGAGGAUGGCUUUUCUCUGUCGCAGGUUCAUAAGACGCCGAGCUCUGAGAGACCUCAGAAAGCAGCUGAAUGCCAGAUUCCUCCGGGCUAAGGACUUGGAGGAUGGGCGUUCUUUAAAAUGCUUGUACUCAGCCUUCCAGAAGCUGGAUAGUUAUGAGUCAGACGUGUUGGGACGAUGGCACAAGAGACAAGUUUCCAUCGAACGCAAGCGUUCCAUCCGCAUCGCAGAGAUGCGUUACUUAUUUCCUCAGGCUCAGUGGGAGACUGAUAAGUCACUGCACGGCAUGAGGCUGGCCGGGGACACACCGCUGGCCACACCCGGCAGUCCCUGCCACAUCCCCCGAUUGCUGGAGCUGAACGUGAAUGGGCGCGGGAUUGGUGCACAGGGCGCCCUUCAGGACAGGUGA